Messenger RNA from Strongylus vulgaris, 321 nucleotides. The record is from the annotation of a GenBank genome assembly. Lineage: Eukaryota; Metazoa; Nematoda; Chromadorea; Rhabditida; Strongylidae.
AUGAAAUUUCAUCUUUCAAAAUGGUUAAUCACUACAAUAGUAUUGUGCACGUACGGAUUUCUUAAAGAAUUCCGUCCCACGGAACCUUUUCUCUACGAGUACGAGCAUAACACUUUGAACAUCUCGGAGCACACUUUGAACGCCGACGUAUACCCAAUAUGGACUUACAGCUACAUGUUCGCUCUUAUCCCUGUAUUUCUGUUGACUGAUCUUUUGCUGUACAAAAGCGUCAUCAUAUUGGAAGCGUUGGCGUACAUAGUGGUUUGGUGCCUCCUUGUGUUUGCAGGCUCGGUACUCUCCCAACAGGUAUUUGUUACUUAA